CUGACAUGGACGUCAUAGUGCACGGAUGACAGCUGUUGAAGUUUGUAUUGAGUGAGGAAGAGAGAGAUAUUAAUGAAAUCAGAGUAAUUGUGACUCAAAGUCGAGGGGGAAGCUACAGUAAACGUGUGUGUGUGUGAGAGAGAGAGAGAGAGAGAGCGUGUGUGUGUGUGUGUGUGUGUGAAUGAGUGAGUGAGUGAGAGAGACGGUGAGACAGUGAUUUGACUGCGCACACAACACAGCUGUGACUCUUUUCUCCCGGAACGUUAACACAGGAGGAUGAGUUUCUUAUUUGGAAAUCGCUCAUCCAAAACAUUCAAGCCCAAGAAGAACAUUCCGGAAGGUUCCCACCAAUAUGAGUUGCUGAAACAUGCUGAGGCGACACUGGGCAGUGGAAACCUGCGCAUGGCUGUCAUGUUGCCAGAUGGAGAAGAUCUGAAUGAAUGGGUUGCAGUGAACACUGUGGACUUCUUUAACCAGAUCAACAUGCUUUAUGGGACCAUCACAGACUUUUGCUCGGAGGACAGCUGUCCAGUUAUGUCCGCAGGACCCAAAUAUGAGUAUCACUGGGCUGAUGGCACCAACAUCAAAAAGCCAAUCAAAUGCUCUGCUCCUAAAUACAUUGACUACCUGAUGACCUGGGUGCAGGAUCAGCUUGAUGAUGAAACUCUUUUCCCGUCCAAAAUUGGUGUCCCCUUUCCCAAGAACUUCAUGUCUGUGGCAAAGACCAUUUUGAAACGCCUCUUCCGUGUAUAUGCUCACAUUUAUCAUCAGCACUUUGACUCAGUCAUGCAGCUACAGGAGGAGGCCCACCUCAACACCUCCUUUAAACACUUCAUCUUUUUUGUCCAGGAGUUUAACCUGAUUGACCGCAAAGAACUCGCACCACUUCAAGAGCUGAUCGACAAACUCACAACCAAGGACAGAUAGACAGACAUGACAAAAUAAUCAUUCUUUCAUCAAGUUACUGAUCUCUGUGUUGCCUUUUAUUGCAUCUCUUGUUUACUUUUGUUCUCUGUACAGAUAGCCUACUUUGGUUUAUACUCAAGAGCACAUGAUCAGCUAACAUUAGCUGGACAACAGAGGAUGAUAAUCUAUAACAGCAUAAAAUGGGGUAGUAAAAUGCUAAUGACUAAAAAGGGGGUAGUGUCCUUAGUCACACAGAUUUCAGUCUUUAAUUAAAAGUUUUUUUUAUUAGAUUUAAUCUCAUUUUUUAGGAUUGUUUAAUUAGAUUAUAGUUUACAGUAAACCAUAAGUUCCUGCUCCUUAACUAGACAUUAUUAAACUAUGAAAUGAUCCUUUGUGCUGUAUUGCUUUGUUUUUUGCCAAUAUCUUUAAGUUUUCACUCAGCUUGUCAUGUCAAAUCCACUACCAGUGAGGUUUAAUGGUGCCAGCUGGUCAAUAUGUGAUGGUUUGACUGUGUGCUUGUUUUAGGGUGAUUUUGAGCAUGUGCCAGAUUUUAAUGCCAGUAACACUUACAGCAAAUGAAUACUGUAAAAAAUUGUACUUAUAAUAUAUUUUCCUAUGCAAUCACCAUGCUGAAUUAUUCUGAUCACCUGUUCCAUAAUACUACUGUUUAUUUAUGUCUAGUUUUAUCCAUUUAUUUUACCUCAGAUCUUACUACACUCCAUUAGCUGUAGCAUUUACUGUCGUUACCAGAUUAGUGUUAGUUGUGCUAUAUUGUUAUUUUACAGAGCUAAGUAGCUUAAAUUCCAUUAACUUUAAAAUGUUAAAUCAGGAUUUUUUUUAAUUUUCAGAAAUAGAAAUGACGAUUUCCUAAUCAGACAUUUCAUCUUGACAUUCUGUUAAUUUUCUGACCAUUUAUUUUAGGCUGUUUAUUUUUAAUAGCUUUCUCGCUUUCUUUACUUUCACAUUUUGACUGUAAUUUUAACUUGUACAGGCCCCACAGAUAUUACCACAUAUGUGCCAACUAAUAAUUGUUAUUGAAAACCUUUAAAUAUUUACUAGUGACAAUAAGAUGGAUAUAUUUUCCCUAUACUGUAUAAUAUUUAUGCCAUUUUUAACAAGAUCUAAUAUGUAUAAAUGUGGCUGUGGAAAUGGGUAUUUUACAACAACAAAAAAUGGUUAUUGGUGUUUUACAGUAAUAAAUGCCAUGUUCUAUUA
Messenger RNA from Clarias gariepinus (North African catfish), 2121 nucleotides. RefSeq names its product MOB kinase activator 1Bb (gene mob1bb). The record is from RefSeq and is a predicted model, not a curated record. Bases 277 to 927 code for a protein of 216 amino acids. The transcript is spliced from 6 exons. Lineage: Eukaryota; Metazoa; Chordata; Actinopteri; Siluriformes; Clariidae. Gene Ontology annotation, cellular component: cytoplasm; nucleus. Gene Ontology annotation, molecular function: protein kinase activator activity. Gene Ontology annotation, biological process: hippo signaling; positive regulation of protein phosphorylation.